Messenger RNA from Humulus lupulus (European hop), 1205 nucleotides. RefSeq names its product factor of DNA methylation 3-like. The transcript is spliced from 7 exons. Gene Ontology annotation, biological process: gene silencing by siRNA-directed DNA methylation. Bases 26 to 934 code for a protein of 302 amino acids. The record is from RefSeq and is a predicted model, not a curated record. Lineage: Eukaryota; Viridiplantae; Streptophyta; Magnoliopsida; Rosales; Cannabaceae.
AAUUGUGUGUGCGCGCUUUUUGGCAAUGGGAGAUGCUGUGAGUCCUUGUGCAGAGAGGGACUCAAGAAUUGCCUUUACAGAAUAUGAAAAUAGCUUCCUAGAGAAGUUUCAUAUCAAAAUGUCUACGAUUAAGAUGAAGGCCGAAGUUAAUGAAGGGUUACCAAGUGAAAGCCACUUUUCUGAUAAGAUUGAUCGCAUUUAUCAAGAUCAUUAUGAAGCAUUGAAGAAGUUUCAAAACAUUAUUGAGCAACAGAAUUUGAAGCUUCAGCAAGUAACGGAUGAAGUUGAGAAGCUGUCAGCUACUACUCAAAAUGGCAAUGGGAAGAGAUGGUUAUUUAAAGAGAGGAAAAAGAUGGAGGCAAUGCUGAGACUGUUGAGGGAUGAAGCUGGAGAAUCUGAAAAUCAUGCAGCCUCGGAUGAAACACGAAUUGCGGAAGAGGAAGAGAGAAACAAUGAAAUGCACAAAGUUCGGGAAGUUUUGAUUGAUGGUUUGAAAGACAUGACAAGUCCUAAUCCUUUUGGUGUUAAGAAAAUGGGAGAUAUAGACUGUAGACCAUUCUAUGACAUAAUGAAGAGAAAACAUUUGAAAGAAGAUGCACUACGCAUAGCUUUGAACAUGUGCCAAUUGUGGAAUGAAUGUGUCAAAGAUCCAAAGUGGCAUCCUUUUAAAGUUAUCGAGGUUGAAGGGAAAUUUGUGGAAGUCAUCGACAAUGACGAUAAUAAAUUGAAAGCACUCAAGAAUGAACUGGGUGGAAAAGUACUCAAUGCUGUGAUCAAAGCUUUGAUGGAGAUUAAUGAAUAUGAUCCAGUGGGUCGUUCCAUAGUUCCAGAGCUUUGGAACUUUGAGCUAGGCAGGAAAGCAACCUUAAAAGAGGUCAUUGGGUUUGUACUGAAUCAAUGGGAACAGAAGAAACGCCCAAGGCUUCUACCGUAAGGAAUGUUUGAAAAUGAAAGGCUAUUUUUGGUUCCUGGUGGACUUGGAGACAUGCAUAUGUUCUUAUAGUUUUAGUGUAAGGUUUCUUUUGUAGCACGGCUUCAUAUGGUCGUUGUUGGGGAAAACAAUAUGUUAAUUAUGUUAUGUAGUUCUUUGUUUAGUUUUUGAUUAAAUCACUUUUUGAAAGAUCUAUAGUGUAGAGUUUACAUACUUGGUCAUCAACAGGGUACUUAACAUCAUCUUUUUGUACGAAUGAGUAAGACUUAGAAUA